Stylophora pistillata is the source of this 1662-nucleotide messenger RNA. RefSeq names its product guanine nucleotide-binding protein G(q) subunit alpha. The record is from RefSeq and is a predicted model, not a curated record. Gene Ontology annotation, biological process: adenylate cyclase-modulating G protein-coupled receptor signaling pathway. Gene Ontology annotation, cellular component: heterotrimeric G-protein complex; cytoplasm. Gene Ontology annotation, molecular function: G protein-coupled receptor binding; GTPase activity; guanyl nucleotide binding. Lineage: Eukaryota; Metazoa; Cnidaria; Anthozoa; Scleractinia; Pocilloporidae.
AAAGCUUUCGAAGGUCGCCUACGCCCUACAAGACUGAGUGGUUCACCAUUUUGGAAGAAUAAAUUCGGUAGUUUCAGUGGACUCGUAGCUCCAUUCGGGGCUCGGGUAGCGAAAAGGACAACUAUAGUUCCUUUUGACGCCAUCGCUGGCAUAGGUUGUGGCGAUCGAAGGCAAUUUGUUCUUUCAAGAUGACGUGCUGUAUGAGUGAGGAGCAGAAGGAGAUCAGGCGAAUCAACGCCGAGAUCGAAAAACAGCUAAGGCAGGAUAAAAAGAAUCAAAGAAGAGAACUGAAACUACUCUUACUCGGAACUGGAGAAUCAGGCAAAAGUACCUUCAUAAAGCAGAUGAGAAUUAUUCACGGGCAGGGUUACAGUGAUGAAGAUAAACUAGGCUAUGUGGCUUUGGUAUAUCAGAAUGUUAUAACCGCCAUACAGUCUCUAACGUUAGCGAUGGAAUCCUUGAAAAUAGCGUACAAAAAUCCAGCAAAUCCGGAGCAUGCUAAGACCAUGCGAGAGGUUGACCCCAAAAAUGUUACUACCUUCGAACACGACUAUUACAUAGCGACCAAAUCUCUUUGGAACGACCAAGGCAUGCAAGAAUGUUAUGACAGAAGGAGAGAGUACCAACUUAGCGAUUCUGCGAAAUAUUAUCUAACGGACUUAGAUCGACUAGCCAAGCCUGAUUACCUUCCGACAGAACAAGACGUUCUGCGAGCUCGUGCUCCCACUUCUGGUAUCAUUGAAUACCCGUUUGAUCUCGAAACGAUAAUUUUUAGAAUGGUUGAUGUUGGAGGUCAGCGGUCUGAGAGAAGGAAGUGGAUUCACUGCUUUGAGAAUGUGACGUCAAUUAUGUUUCUUGUGGCUCUCAGUGAAUAUGACCAAGUCCUUGUAGAAUCAGCCAAUGAGAACCGUAUGGAGGAAAGCAAAGCAUUAUUUCGUACUAUUAUCACAUACCCAUGGUUUCAGAACUCUUCCAUCAUAUUAUUUUUAAACAAGAAGGAUUUGUUGGAAGAGAAAAUUAUGUUUUCACAUUUGGUGGAAUAUUUCCCUGAAUUUGAUGGACCCCAGUGUGAUGCACAGGCAGCACGCGAGUUCAUCCUAAAAAUGUUUGUGGACCUGAAUCCAGAUUCAGAUAAGAUAAUAUACUCCCACUUCACAUGCGCCACAGAUACAGAAAAUAUCCGGUUUGUAUUUGCGGCUGUAAAGGAUACAAUACUGCAGUUAAACCUAAAAGAGUAUAAUCUAGUUUGAAUAGAGUUGGUAAAAGAACUUAUAAUCUGAAUUAAAGACAAGAAGGCAAGUAGGCUAUGAGAGAUUAAACUUGGGAAUGAAAACUGUAGAAAUCACAAAAUGGUUGAAUAGAGAUUUCUUUAUUUAAGAUUGCUUGUCUUCAGCUGAUUCUGAGUGAAGUACUUUUGUGUACAAAAUACUCUAAAACAAAAGUGUCUGUGUGAAAAUAUUGCUAGGAUUCAAGUUGUCAAGACAAGUGCACACUGUGAAUUGUUUCUAGUAUAUUUCAACACAGUUGAGCGUUGUGUAAUUUGAAGGUAGUCAAGCCACUGGAAAUAUUUUCCAAAGUGUUAGAUACAUAGCUAGAAAGUGUCUUGAAUAAGGAAAAAGAAACAUUAGUUUGGCUGCUAAGUUUUUGCCAAGGCUUCUUCAG